Molecule: messenger RNA, 2962 nt
Organism: Acanthopagrus latus (yellowfin seabream)
Lineage: Eukaryota; Metazoa; Chordata; Actinopteri; Spariformes; Sparidae
Product: probable ATP-dependent RNA helicase DDX17
Exons: 13
Coding region: 238-2208 (656 amino acids)
Biological process (GO): alternative mRNA splicing, via spliceosome
Cellular component (GO): nucleus; cytoplasm; ribonucleoprotein complex
Molecular function (GO): RNA binding; ATP binding; RNA helicase activity
Source: RefSeq, a predicted model, not a curated record
AGGGCAGGGGAAGCUCUGCGGCCGUCCAGCGACGUGACGCAUACAACAAUUGUUUACCAAAAUCUUUAUUUCCGCGUAAUUAUCGCUUAAGUAUAUCCUUGCAAGCGUUAAUUGCCGUUAUUGCGUUAUUUUGCACUUCACCAGGGCGAACGACGUAAACAACCCGUAGUCAAACGAUAAAGCUGACGUUACAAACCCCGCGGAGAAGAUAACGUUAGUGUCAGUGUGUUCGCCAGUAUGAGAGGGGGCUCCUCCUAUGGAGACAGGGACAGGGACAGGGACCGUGGAAGAGACAGGCCACGGUUUGGGGCCAUGAGCGGUCGCAGUGGGCCCCCACCAAUGAAGUUUGGGAAUCCAGGCGAGCGUCUCCGCAAGAAGAGGUGGAACCUAGAUGAUCUCCCAAAGUUUGAGAAGAAUUUCUACACUGAACACCCUGAAAUUCAAUGCAUGAGCCAGUAUGAAGUGGAAGAGUAUCGCAGGAAGAAGGAGAUCACCAUCAGAGGCUCUGGCUGUUCAAAAGCAAUCACUGCUUUUCACCAGGCGCAGUUUCCUCAGUAUGUAAUUGAUGUCCUGAUGCACCAGAACUUCAAGGAGCCGACGGCGAUCCAGUCUCAGGGCUUCCCUGUGGCUUUGAGUGGCAGGGACAUGGUGGGGAUCGCCCAGACCGGCUCUGGAAAGACACUGGCUUACCUUCUUCCUGCUAUUGUACACAUCAACCACCAGCCCUAUCUGGAGAGAGGAGAUGGACCUAUUUGUCUGGUGCUUGCCCCGACCCGAGAGCUUGCUCAGCAGGUUCAACAGGUUGCUUAUGACUAUGGCAAGUCUUCCCGUAUCAAAAGCACCUGUGUCUAUGGGGGUGCACCCAAAGGUCCACAGAUUCGAGACCUUGAGAGAGGUGUUGAGAUCUGCAUCGCCACACCUGGUCGCCUCAUUGACUUCUUGGAGUCUGGGAAAACAAACCUGCGGCGCUGCACCUACCUGGUGCUGGAUGAGGCUGACCGCAUGCUGGACAUGGGAUUUGAGCCGCAGAUUCGCAAGAUAGUUGAACAAAUCAGGCCUGACAGACAGACCCUGAUGUGGAGUGCAACCUGGCCGAAGGAGGUCCGUCAGCUUGCUGAGGACUUCCUGAAGGACUACAUCCAGAUUAAUAUAGGCGCUCUGGAGCUUAGUGCCAACCACAACAUCCUGCAGAUAGUCGAUGUCUGCAUGGAGACUGAAAAGGACAACAAACUUUUUCAGCUGAUGGAAGAGAUAAUGGCUGAAAAAGAGAACAAAACCAUCAUUUUUGUAGAGACAAAGAAGCGCUGUGAUGAUCUCACCAGGAGGAUGCGGCGUGAUGGGUGGCCAGCCAUGUGUAUCCAUGGAGAUAAGAGCCAGCCAGAAAGAGACUGGGUACUCACAGAAUUUCGGAGUGGUAAAGCUCCAAUUCUGAUUGCUACCGAUGUGGCCUCUCGUGGUCUGGAUGUGGAAGAUGUCAAGUUCGUCAUCAAUUAUGACUAUCCCAGCUCCUCUGAGGAUUACGUCCAUCGGAUUGGACGUACAGCUCGCAGCACCAACAAGGGCACUGCCUACACCUUCUUCACCCCGGGGAACUUGCGACAGGCCCGAGACCUCGUCCGGGUGUUGGCUGAGGCCCGGCAGGCCAUCAACCCUAAACUGCUUCAGCUGGUGGAUUCAGGGCGAGGUGGAGGAGGAGGAGGUGGCAGAAUGCGUUACCGUGGCAGCAGCUCUAACAACCCUAACCUUAUGUAUCAGGAAGAGUGUGAUCGUCGCAUGCGUCCUGGCAGUGGCGGCGGCAGCAACAAAGACAGUCGUGGGGGCUACAACCGUGACAGCCGUAACAGCCGUGAUGGAGACCAUUCCACUUCCUCCUCCUCUUCCUCCUACAGGGAUAGAAGCAGGGAUCGCAGGAAUAGCUACAACUCGGGUUCAGAUCAGUACCAGAGUUACGGCAGCAGCGGGGGCUACAGCUCCCGCAGCGGAGGCCAGUCUGGUGGAGGAGGAGUUCAGAAUCAGCCUAGCCAGCCGCAGGGUCAGUUUGGCCAACCUCCUCCUCCGGGCCCUCCUCCAUCAGGAGGACUGCAGCCCCUGAUGGCUCAGCAGUUUGCGCCAACUCAGCCACCACUCAUGGGCUUCAUGGGGCAACCGCCUUACCCUUUUGCCUCUCCACCCCCUCCUCCUCCAGGCCCUCCACCUCCCCGGAAGUAGAAAGGCGAAUCUGUUCUACUAUAGUGUUUACAGUGUGACUUUGUUUUUUCUCUGACUCUUGUCAUCUCUAAGAGGCAAGGUUUAAAAAAAGGCGAUAUAUAUCAAGAAGGUAAGGGCUUAUAUUUUCUAUUUGUUUUUUUACUUAAAUACAACCGAUGUGUGGAAUUUAAAUGUACCCAAACAAAAGGAUAACCUAGAACCAGAGUUUUUCAACCUUUUAAGUCAGAUAAAGUUGUUCUCAAUCAUGUGCCAUAGAGGUUUCUUGUGUUGUGUCUUUUCCAGUUUGUUGUCCCUCUCUAGAUCAAAAAGAGUCAUUUAUCAGCUGUUUUAGGAUGCAUUUUGAGUGAAACCUGGCUUAAACUGAGGCCUCAGUGGUACAUGGUUUUGGGAGCUGGGGAUAUGAUUUCUAACAUAUCACAUUCCAGAAUAAUUUGUAAGCAGCUUAUUCUAAUAAUUGCAUUCAUUUGGGGUUGCAACCACUACUUUGCUAUUUUUAUGAUUUUUUUUUAAUGGACUGUCACAUUAGACUUAAACAAAUGUUGUUGUGCAUGCCUUUACUUUAUCCUGUCCUGUAGUCAAAACUGUGUUUCUGUUUACUUAGACCUGUUACUUCACAUACUGCUUUGAUAAGCAGAUCAGCUAAUGCAGACUAAUUUUCAUGUGAGUUGACUAAACUGUAGUUAACUUGUUUCCUCUUUCAUUUAUUGUGUUCUUUUUCCAAGUCUUUUCCUAAUAAAUAAAUGACUCAAAGCUG